Molecule: messenger RNA, 1032 nt
Organism: Lachancea dasiensis
Lineage: Eukaryota; Fungi; Ascomycota; Saccharomycetes; Saccharomycetales; Saccharomycetaceae
Source: the annotation of a GenBank genome assembly
AUGGUUGGUCAAACUGUCAUGUGCCGUGUGUCACAUGACCUUUUCUCUAAAAUUCUGGCUGCCUACAUAAUAAAAGUUGACAUCGGACAGUUCAAAGAGAUCUUGGAUGCGGUCCGAAAUAUGUUCAAGGAUGGUGACGAUAAUCUGAUUUGCCAGCUGGAGACUACGAAACCAACUGUCGAAAAUGUCACUCCCUUUUCGGAGUACGAGCAAACGCAUCCCAGACUAAAAUGCUUCUCUAGAGACCAACAGAACGAGCUGCCUAUCUUGUAUGGAGGUGGCCGUGAAUUUUUGAUAGGAGCUAUUUCGUGGCCAGGCGAAAAUUUGAACCUGGACUGUGUGGAAGUAGCAGAUUUUUUCGUCCUUAACACCUAUAUGGUGAUUUGGAUUAACGCUCACGACACAGGCUUGCAAAUACCUUACCAAAAGGUGGUAUACCACGGCGUGCGUAUAAUCGACAAGGCCAAAGGGGGCGUAGAGAAAGGCCAUCAGCUGGAAAUCGUCCUGACACUACAGCGGGAUGCAACACUAGACCAGAUUUUUCCUCCAACGGGUGCGACAGAUGCAACGGCUACGAUGCCCACGGUGGAUCUGGUGCUGCGGCCACGGUACGCCGAUUCCGACCGGGUAUACAACAACCAGUUGGAGACUCUGUUUACGUUCAGCGACUUUGGGCUGAACAGAGGUGAUUCGCUGGUGCGAAACUGCAAUGAGGCCAUUGCUCGGUGCAUGGAUUUUUACUACGUAGAGGACGACGACAGCGAGGAGGAUGGCGAUGUAGGGAACGAGUGUAUGGGCGGCGCAGGAUUCACGGGCUUAGGUGAGUUUUUGCAAGAGCAGACACCCGUUUACCGCAAUGCGGGUGCAGCAGAUGACUUGGCGGACGGGCUCGGAUCUUGGCAAGACGUCGGCAAUGGUGCCGAAAUAGACGCUGGCAUGUCGAUGGAGUUUUUCGGCGGCGAUCAGGUGGCCGGACGCAAGAAAGUCUUAGACCACUGGGACCGAGACCUACACAAGAGAUUCAAGAGCUGA